Calidris pugnax (ruff) is the source of this 1395-nucleotide messenger RNA. RefSeq names its product uromodulin-like. The record is from RefSeq and is a predicted model, not a curated record. Gene Ontology annotation, cellular component: apical plasma membrane; cell surface. Gene Ontology annotation, biological process: neutrophil migration. Bases 119 to 1381 code for a protein of 420 amino acids. The transcript is spliced from 9 exons. Lineage: Eukaryota; Metazoa; Chordata; Aves; Charadriiformes; Scolopacidae.
UCGCGGAGGCAGUGUGUCUGCGUGGGGGAGAAGGACGAGCUGCUGGAGGGUGAUAAAAGGCAAUGUGGCGGGAGCACACGAGCAACCCAGGGGUGGAGGAGCAUCAAGUGGCCUGUUGAUGGAAAGGACUAUGAGAUGUUUGCUGCUGGUCUCUGCCCUCUGCUUGGCUGGCUGUGAAGGCAACAAGAGUGAGCUGGCAAGGCCACGUGACUCAAGGCGAGGGCUUGCCCUCCAUUUCAAGAGGAGCCCAGAUGCCUGCCUGCCAAACCCAUGCCAGCAUCAGGGGAACUGCCGGGUGAUGGAGGACAGACCAGUUUGCAGCUGCAAACCAGGCUUCACAGGCUCGUUCUGCCAAGAUGUGGUACUGAAGUUGGCCUGUGAGGAAGAGCACAUGAAGAUGAUGGUGAGGAAGGAGGUGUUUGAACUCUUGAAAAUCCCCCGGGAACUUGUCCACUUGAAGAACCAGGAAUGCAAGGUCUCAGAAAUGGAAGAAGACGAUGAGCUUUUUUUUGCAGCCACUCUCACAGGUGAAAACCACACUGCCUGUGGAUCAAUAAUUCAGCGAAAUAGCUCCCAUAUGUCGUACUCCAAUGUCAUUGAGUCAGAGCAGGAAGAGCAUGGAGGUGUGAUCUCCCGGAGGUUUCAGCUGGAGGUGCAUUUCUCCUGCAUCUAUGCCUACGAGCAGGUGGUGAAACUGCCCUUCGCUCUCACUGCUGUUGACAAGCUGGUGCAGUUCGUGGUCAGAGAAGGACACUUCAACGUCAGCAUGAGGCUGUACAAGACUCCCUCCUACCUCCAGCCCUAUCACCUGCCAACCACAGCCAUCCCCAUCACGGACACACUCUAUGUCCUGCUGAAGAUAGAAGGACAGCAGCAGCUCAAAUACUACCUGCUGAGUGUUGAGGACUGCUGGGCUACACCAAGCACCGAUCCCUACCAGGACAUGCGGCACGAGCUCAUUGAGAAGGGGUGUCCCCAUGAUGAGACAGUGACAUACCUGAAUGCUAUCGGAGAGAGCACUACCGCCAAGUUCAGCUUCCAGAUGUUUCGGUUUGUGGGUUACCCCGAGGUGUUCCUGCACUGCCGUGUCCGGCUCUGUGUCCCCGACAGCCUGGAGCCCUGUUCCAAGCAAUGCCCCAGGCACAGGAGGAGUAAGCGGGCACUGGAGGAAGACUCCAGUAAGAUUGUCUCCUAUGGGCCCAUCCACCUGCUGGCUGCUCCUUCCUUGGGCAAAGAGAUCCACCAUUCCAGGACUGACCAACAGGACCUGGGGGGUCCCAACCCAUGGCUCCCUGUGGCCCUCAUCCUGCUGUGCGCGCUUGGUGUGCUCACUGUGGCUGCUGCAGCCACCAGCGCCAGGCAGAGAACGGCUGUUCCCUAAUAAAUGUGACAGUA